Notothenia coriiceps (black rockcod) is the source of this 4517-nucleotide messenger RNA. RefSeq names its product hippocampus abundant transcript-like protein 1. The transcript has 3 exons. The coding region runs from base 27 to 467 and encodes 146 amino acids. Lineage: Eukaryota; Metazoa; Chordata; Actinopteri; Perciformes; Nototheniidae. The record is from RefSeq and is a predicted model, not a curated record.
UGUGGGCAGCAGGAACAGUAGCAGCCAUGUCCUCCAUUACCUUCCCAGCAGUCUCUGCUCUGGUGUCACACUGCGCAGCACCUGACCAGCAAGGUGUGGCCCAGGGGAUGAUCACAGGUAUCAGAGGUCUAUGUAACGGCUUAGGACCGGCUCUCUACGGCUUCAUCUUCUUCCUAUUCAACGUGGAGCUGAAUGAUGUCCCGCACGUGGCAGGAAGACCCCCACAGCACAAAGAGAAGGCCAUGAUCCCCGGUCCUCCCUUCCUGUUCGGAGCGUGCGCCGUGUUUUUUGCUCUCAUUGUUGCCUUCUUCAUCCCAGAUGACCACCGACUGGUCGACACCAAGACCUGCUCCACCCGCAAGACCAGCAGCGCCUCCACCGCACACGCUCAGAGCGCCAGCCCUCUGGCCACGCCCACCAGUGACGCAGAGGACAUCGAGCCGCUCCUACAGGACAGCAGCAUGUGACUGACAAGCAGUCCAGCCAAUCACGGUGCAGCGGCCUUGAGCACAGUCUGCUAGACCUGCCCCCCCCCCCCUUCAGAAUAAACUUUUUUAUUUUUUUUAUUUUUUCAGAUACAGACUGUCCCGUCAAGGAACGUUAGGCGGCAAUCAAACUGACAAGUUAACAUUUCUUUACAUGAUGCAUGGUAUUUAUUUCCUUAUGUUUAUGUUGCGCUAAUUGAUUUUAAUUAUAUUCAGAUUGGUCUAAAAUGUAGCUUCAACAUUUGAAAUCUCCAAGGACUGGUUGUUUUAGUCUGCUACUUCCAGUUCUAUUUUCUUUUUUGAUGAAAACAAAAACGGAAUUCAUUACAUUUAGCCUGUAUGUUCGAUUGGGCGACAGUACAUGAGUCCGAGAAAGAUGACAAUGUUGGUCAAGAUCAAAUUAUUAUUAUUAUGAAUUUGAAUCACUCAAACACCAGGACUAUAGCUUGUCCUUCCAUGUCAGUGAACUAGUUUUGGAUCUUUAGACUUUAUCCUCCAUCCGGUAGAGAUCCGUGAUGGAGGUAGUCAUGGGAACAGAUGUAACCUUGGAUAUAGUUUGCUGAAGUAUAACACACCAUGCAUAUCACUCACAUUUUUAAAGCUUUCAGUCUGGUUGCCGCCUAAUAUCUCACUUUAAGAGUCAUAUUGCCUCUGUGUGCAUCUGCUGCACCUAUCUCCACCCGUCAGGUCUGCAAAGGUCAGCAGAUCAAACACCCAUCACAUGCAAUGAGGGACAACAAGAAGCUACCGACUGUUUAACUUGAAACUUCAUCACGACGGGAGAUAAGGCGGAUCUGCUGGGCAUUGUGGGAUAUGACACGGGAGAUGGUGUUAUAUCAGUGGAUAAACAGUCACCAAGACAACGGACUGUCGACCACACUGAGCAUGUGCAAGAUCCGAACAGCUGUGACAUCAUCCUCUACUGCUGUUGGUUUUCAUAUUGAGGAAGAACUAGAAAAAUGAUUUAGAAAAUGAGACGACGGUUGAUUUUAGAUGCGCUUGUACGGAGCUGGGGAGGUGUCAUAUAGGGGGGGGGUGGCUUUCUGAGAACCAUUUAUUGAUUUAUGCUCUGAAUUUAAUGUUACUUUGCCUCCUCCUCUCUUGGGAUGAUAGGAAUGAGUCUCUAGCACAUUUCUCUGGAACCUGAUGUAUUUUCUGCACCUGUGGUAGCUAAAACUUGAUGCCCAUUAGGAAAGUAUAUCAUUAAGGAAACGCUGCCUCGCAUGCUUUUCUGAACGCUGAUGCCCCACCACAUGCAGCUGGUUUCCUUUCUAUUCUUUGCGCCCUUGCUGCUCAGACAGCCUCUAUCCACCUCUGCUGUUAAAUCAAUUGAAUCUCAAAGACAAAACAACGUUGUGUUUAACAGAACAAAUAUGGAGUAUAUCAGUAGAGUCUCAGAUCUGUUAUAGUCUGUCUAGUGAGAAACUGAAGUUGGAAACUUGUAUUAAAUCCAGAGCAUAAAUGAGUAAAUCCAGAUGUUCCCUCCAUCACACCCCCCGGCUCAGUGCGCUUCAUUCAUCUCACCAGAUCACAUUUUAUUAUCGGGUCUAUCGCCCUCUCCUCGUCUGUUCUUCUGGCGUUUAAAUACUUGAAGUGUGUUACGCUUGUCAGUUAUUUCCAGGCUCUGAAACUCGAGGAACUGAUGUUCUUUGUCUGACUUUGACCUGUGCAGCUAACACGGUUUUUCUCGUCUGUAGUCAGAUUUUUAAACAACAAAAAAGUCCCGACUCCAUUCUUGGGGUUGUUGACCAAAUAGUGCCAUUUCUUUUCUUGUUGAGUUUUCUGUUUCUAUUCUUUUGUCACUUUUUUCUGAUGUUUUUAAGAAAUAUCUUUCCCAAAAAUAACACCCUCUCUUAGAAUCAGAGAACAAACGGCCAAUAGUGUCCCUCUCUGGUUAGACGUGAUCCAAAAGACCCCCCCCCACCCCAUCCCCCAAUACUUAACUUCCACACCAGUGCAUGCUGGGACAGUCACCAUGUCCAGUGAUGGAUGUGAUGUUUAAAGGACUACAUCGAUGUCUUGUAACCUGUUACUUUACCUUUUUGCACACCCGUCUUCAUUACAUCACCAUGUUUGACGUCACAUGGUCGGCCUGCAGAGAGAGAGAACUCAAAUAUUUCCUGUUAUUAUAAAUUGGUUAAAUAUGUGUGCUUCUAUCCACCUGUUUUUAUGAGUUUUUCAAAUUGUGCAUUUAAAAACCUGAGUGAAGAAGCCAAAACAAUUUAGAAGAUGGUGUAUGGAUAGAAAUGCAACAAAGUGAUGUGUAUUCCCCUUUAACACUUAUUUUAACAAUUUCUUCAUAGAAUAAAACCAUUUCAAAACAAGUUGAGAUACAGCACCAUGCAAUUGUGUUCAUGAAAGCACCAACAAGGAGGGUUUUCAAAAGUCAUUGCAUUGCUUUAAAACACACUUAGACAUUUUAUUUUAUAUUAAUAAGUAUUGAGUGCAAUGGCUUAUCUCUCGUCUUUUUAUGUCUCUGCUAUUUUCAUCAAAAUGAACAGAAACAAGCGGCUGCCUUAAAGGAAGACGGACCAUUUAAAAACUGAUGGAGAAUAAGCAGCAACACAUGAACCUCUGAUAUAUAAUGUUCUUAUUUUGUAUGUGAUAAGCGAUCAAUCCAUUUCUGAAAUUCUGUCCAUUCAUCUCACAUCCUCCUACAGUCCAAAUUAUUGUAAAAGAAACAGCUGCUUUUAAAGUUCUAUCUGAUGUGCGGGAACCCCUAGUUUCUGACGGGUCUCCGUCACAGUUCUCCGUUACAGACGUUACAAAAAUAACAAAUGUUAGGCCUGCAUUCGAUGUCAAAUCAUAGCUGGCGUUUUUUAUUCAACAUGACCUGAAUGCAGCAUCAAACGUCGUUGUGGAAACACCUGAGGGAGAUGAUGGUCUGUGUAGCUUGAUGAAGCGCAAUCACGUUACAAUUUUGUCCGAUUCAUGUGGAAGAGUUUCUCAACUUCAAUCUUUAAAACAUGCAAUUAUCUUUCCUUUAAGCUCUCAAUCGAUCCAAAUUGUUUUGUUUCGAUUUUUAAAUAUUCAAUCUCAUGUUUCUCUCUUUCUCAAAGAUGAUGUCAAAAGCAGAAGUUGGACCUACAGUAUAUUUUUCUACAGUCAAUCUGAACCAAUCAAGAUCCCAGAAUGCAUCAGUGUUUUUAGCUAGUUCUCCUCCUGUGUGCUGUCCGGUCUUUAUGUUGCUGCUGCAUUCACGUCUCAUGGGAAAACAUGGACAACACUUCCUGCGCGCGCUGCUAACAUGGAUCCAUGCAUACAACUGCAAAUGUCUUUUUAAAUCUUGUUACCUGAAACUGAAUGUCAUUGGUCAGCAGUGGGACAUUUGAAUGAGUAUAUCUCACCGUAUUUAAAACAUGUCAUGUAUUGCAAGUGUAUUUGUUCAUCGUUAUACUUAUCCAGCUGUUUAGACUUUUAACACGCCAGAGCUUUUGUAGAAAAACCUGAUACAUAUUUUAGAAUAAUUCAAAUAGGUAAUGCUUUGGUAGCAACACCUUCAAACAAACUUGGAUGUACUUAUCUUAGAAUUAAGUGUUACUCCGUGUUGAAACAUGUGAAGUUCCACUUUCCGAUGGGACGUGAAGCGACAACAUGGCCGACAGUUGAAAGUCACCAUGCUGAUGAUGGCUCUGUUUUUGUACGUCGCCACUAGUUACUGAAUAUACAUCUUUAAGAGGACUUUGAUUUGAGUUCAUGAUCAUUAUUCAAACUUCCUCCUUCUUCCUACCCACUCCUCUUCCUCCUUCUUCCUCCCCACUCCUCUUCCUCCACACUCCUCUUCCUCUCACUUCUCCUCUUCUUCGUGUACAUGAUGCAGACCAGUUGCUGAUGCUGCACUUUAGUGUCUCUGAACGGGUGCCUCUAAUCAUUCUCCGUGUUCAUAUCAGUUUUGAUAUAAACUAAGGGACGCUGAAUGACGUCUUUGUGUUGUGCAUUUGCAGUUGCUUUCUUUGAUCUUAUUAAGAACAUAAUUUUGAAUAAUAUCUAUAAUAAUAAUAAUAAUAAUAAAGAGAAAUGUAUGGAAUUUGA